CCCGUUAAUUAAUUGCCAGAACUAUAAAAGCACUUUUAGCAGCCCUGGUAAAGAAAGGGCUGUAAUCCUGAAAGAAGCUUCUGUAGAAGUUGAAGGGACUCCUGGCUCCUCCAGCCCUGCACCAUGCUGUCCUCCCAGCAGCACAGCAUCCUGACUGUUAAGGACCUCCUGGACAACGGGUUUGUGGCUGGGGCCUCUGGGCACACCCACUUCUCUCCUGUGUGCAGUUACUACCUGGACUCCAGUAGUGCCCUGAAGCAGAGUACCUGGGAGCUGUUGGCAGAUUUGGACACCACGAGGAGCAGCUCUGUGUGCAUGGUGACACAACCCGUGGGCAGCGGUGUGAGGGCUGGCCUGGGCUCCUUGGACCUCAGUUUCCUCUCCUUCUGCAGGAGCCCCUCCGGCCCUGCCAUGCUCGACCUGUCAGCUGUUCCCUGCGAGCUGCCUUCUGGGCCUGGCUGCUUGCUAGAUGUAGCAUCAAGGAACACCUCCACACCAUGCAAGGCUGGGAGGUGCCUCAAGGAGAGAGCAUUGUCCCAUAGCACCGAGCUGCUGAGCGACCUGCCCUCCCCUGGGAAGCCCCCAGCACCCAGGUGGGAGAUCUCAGAAAUAAAGCCCCCCCUGGAUGCCAGCCUGCCCCUCGAUGUGAGCUUCCUGGGGUGCUCCAAGCUAGACACAUCGCUGCUGGGCACCCCUGUGGUGGUCCCUCUGGCCUGGCCCAGGAGACAUGUGGCUCUGCCCCACGAGGCCCAGCUGGGUGAUACAGAGCCUGCCUCUGUGCUCCUGCACCAGGCCCCGUGAUGCCGUGCCCUCAGCACCGGCUGCGGUGGCUCCGGUCACCCCGUGCCCCAGAACAGAGUGGUCACAGCUGCAUGGCCGUGCUGGUGUGGAGUAAGACAGUAAAGUUUUUCUCUUCAGUGGGAGGUAAUGGUGGUGGGAAGCCGGUGGCAGUGCCUGGUGAGCUGCAGCCCACAGCUUCCAGCCCAGCUCCCUGCUCCUCUCCUAUGGCUGUCUUUUGUAUUAAGGUAAUAAAUCUUUAAACUUC
Molecule: messenger RNA, 1045 nt
Organism: Numida meleagris (helmeted guineafowl)
Lineage: Eukaryota; Metazoa; Chordata; Aves; Galliformes; Numididae
Exons: 2
Coding region: 124-801 (225 amino acids)
Source: RefSeq, a predicted model, not a curated record